AUGAAAUUAACGGUCUGUCUGCCAGUACUGAUUCAUCAAGAAAUCUUGUCAGAUAUAUUAAGCUCUGAUGAGAUAUGCUUGCUUCGAGAAAUUCGGGAACUAUUCCAGGAUGGACCUGAUAAGAUAGAGGAAGUGAAUGUCUCGACUGAUUUGAAAUUAAAGCAGAUUCUCGAGAUUUUUAACAAAUAUCCGAAUAUUCACACUAUGGCGGAGGGUUUGUUAAAAGAGUGUUCGCCGGAUGGUAUUAGCAUGAUCCAUAAUUUGAAUUUCUUUAACAAACUCAUGGAGGCCCGAAUAAAAAUGAUACCUCAAGAGAAACGUAAUCGCAAGAAGAAGGCGUUAAAAUCUCUUGUGGACUUGAAAAAGGCGGAAGUGGAUGUGGAAACAUUGCAAGCGAAUCUCGAUAAGCUGAGGUCGGAACACUUGGAAUUUGUGGAGAAAAUUUCCGCCGAAAUUGCGAGGGACGAGUCGAUAAUUGCAGAAAUUAAAAGAAAGCACAAGGAAGAGAUUUCGGAAGAAAUAAAUAAUUCCGAAUUUGAAAUGCUGGAGACCUAUAAAAAAAUGAGAGCAAAACAGGAUAUCGUUCAAGACGAGCUUAAUGCAUCCAAAAAGCUCCUUCACGAUCAGAUGGAAUCGAAUUUGACUCUUGAAAAGGAGCUGCACAAAUUGCAGCAGGUGGAAAAACGAUUCCUGGCCAUUUUGGAGGAGUACGAUUCAGAGAUCGGAGAACGACACGAAACUAUGGAAAAAUUAACUGCAAAAUCCAAUGGGUUGAGGGAUGAUCUUGAACAAUUGAGGAAGGAGUAUGCAUCCCAGGAAAUUAUUUACAAUAAUUUGAAGGAGGAAAAGGAGCUGGCCGAAAUGAAAGCCUUUACAGAGAAAAUGGACCGUUUUAAGGAGAACAGAGCUGCAAGGAUCAUCCAGAGAGCCUGGAAGAUGUAUCUCGAGAGAAUGGCCCAAAAGAAGAAGAAGAAGUCGAAAAAGAAACAGUAA
Messenger RNA from Orussus abietinus, 993 nucleotides. Its product is annotated as IQ domain-containing protein D-like. The transcript has 7 exons. Bases 1 to 993 code for a protein of 330 amino acids. Gene Ontology annotation, molecular function: protein binding. NCBI's taxonomy places the organism in Eukaryota, Metazoa, Arthropoda, Insecta, Hymenoptera, Orussidae. The record is from RefSeq and is a predicted model, not a curated record.